Perkinsus marinus ATCC 50983 is the source of this 1168-nucleotide messenger RNA. RefSeq names its product DNA-directed RNA polymerases I and III 40 kDa polypeptide, putative. Bases 1 to 1098 code for a protein of 365 amino acids. NCBI's taxonomy places the organism in Eukaryota, Perkinsozoa, Perkinsida, Perkinsidae. Gene Ontology annotation, biological process: DNA-templated transcription. The transcript has 10 exons. Gene Ontology annotation, molecular function: protein dimerization activity. Gene Ontology annotation, cellular component: RNA polymerase III complex; RNA polymerase I complex. The record is from RefSeq and is a predicted model, not a curated record.
AUGGUCCCACCUCCGACUAAGGAAAGCAUCAAGCAGAAGCAUCGACGAAUGGAGCUGACCCUAGAGGGCCCUUCGAACCCGCAGACCGCUGAUGACUCGGGGGUCUACGCCAGCAUGGGUAUCGAUAACAGCUAUGACCGAGAGGAGUUCCAGAGGAGGCUCAAGAUGAAGGUACAAAGGGCCAGCGAUGAGGUGGUAGAAGUGGACGUCGUGGGAAUCGAUCCCCCGAUCGCCAAUGCUUUGAGGAGGAUCAUGAUAGCCGAGAUACCUACCAUCGCAAUCGAGAAGUGUUACGUCUACCAGAACACCGGUGUCAUUCAUGACGAGAUCCUCGCACACCGUCUUGGUCUAGUCCCUAUCUAUUGUGAUAUUGACUCCUUGAAGAUGCGUGAUGAGGAUGCACCACCAGAGCAGAGAGAUGACGUUACUGAUCCUGACACGUGGAUUUGCUUCUCAUUGGAGAAGGUGUGUCCGCAGAGUCACCCUCCGAGGGAAUCAAUGCCGGUAUAUAGCGGCGACCUCAAGUGGGUGCCCCUCAACGCUGAGCAGGAGGAGCGAUACAAGGAUGAUCCGCCUCGUCCCGUCUAUGACGAUGUUCUCAUCACCAAACUCCGAUGUGGCCAAGAGCUCGAGAUCAAGUGCUUUUGCUGCAAGGGUAUCGGGAAGAUCCAUGCGAAGUGGAGUCCUGUCUGUACGGCUACCUACAGGCUCAUGCCUGAUAUAAUCCUCAAGGAGCCUAUCGAAGGGGCAGAGGCUAAGAAGUUCAAGUUGGUGUGUCCGAUGGGCGUGUUUGAUAUUGAGGAUGGUGCUGCGGUCGUGAAGAACCCUCGGGCAUGCACAACCUGUCGACAGUGUAUUGAACCCGGCAAUGGUUUUGCCGACAAGGUGUCGCUUGGUAAGCUGAAGGACCACUUCAUCUUCACGGUGGAGUCCGUCGGGCAGAUCCCCGCGCCACAGAUAUUCGCGCAGGCGGCUGUGGUGAUGCAGAACAAGUGUCGUCUUGUGAAGAAGAGCCUCGAGGACCAGAUGGGGAAGAAGACGGCUCGUCAGGUGAAAUCGGGGGAGGAUGAGGCCGAGCCGAUGGAGGUCGAUGGCUGAGGUGGUUGGUAAGCGCAGCCGACGUAAAUAACUUUACCACUACGAUUACUGGUAUCUUACAACGAACUCG